Suillus fuscotomentosus is the source of this 1464-nucleotide messenger RNA. RefSeq names its product peptidase C14, caspase domain-containing protein. Gene Ontology annotation, molecular function: cysteine-type endopeptidase activity. Gene Ontology annotation, biological process: proteolysis. Lineage: Eukaryota; Fungi; Basidiomycota; Agaricomycetes; Boletales; Suillaceae. Bases 219 to 1343 code for a protein of 374 amino acids. The transcript is spliced from 15 exons. The record is from RefSeq and is a predicted model, not a curated record.
GGCCACUAUCAUAGCGCGACCGGUCUGACGUUACACUUCAUAGCGAGCGAUGGCUGUGCUCUAGUAAUUGUGAGCUCAACACUGCUCAAUCAUGUGCCUUGCUUGGGAAAAUGGCGGCCGACUCAUUCAUACUUCCGAUACCUACCACACAGUAUCGGUCUGAUCUCCUCCUACUUGUCAUCGGUCACUUUUUUAUAUCGCCCAGCUGAGCCAGCUCUAUGUCUGAGUCUUUGAGCCAAGGCGUAUCCCGCAAAGGCAGAAAGAAGGCACUCCUCAUCGCGGUGAGGCAUGUAAUGGGGAUCGAUCAUUGGCUCCGCCACACACACUAUGAUGUACAAGAGUUCAAAGAGCUUCUUAUGGAUCAGUAUGGCUACGCUGAAGAUGAUAUUGUGAUGCUGGUGGACAACCGCGAAUUGCACAAAUCAUUAUGGCCUUCUGAAGUUAAUAUUCUCAAGAGGAUCGAAUGGCUCGUUGAAGAUGUUGGAGAGCACGACAGGCUGGCAUUCUACUACUCGGGUCAUGGCGGACAGACUAUUUGCCACCAUGAUAGUGAAGAUAAUGGUCAAGAUCAAGCUAUCUAUGAAUAUAAGGGUGGCAAGAUCAUCGACAACGUCCUGAAGCAGCAUCUGGUGGAACCAGUGUUGAAAGCGAAGGGUUGUCAAUUGUUCGCUGUGUUCGAUUGCUGUCAUUCCGGAACUAUCCUCGACCUCAAGCAUUCUAACUGUUGCUUUGCAUCACCGUCCCCUGUUAAACCCGUUGCGACCUCCAGCCAGCAAAGCGACAUGGAUGCAAGUCGAGCACCCCUUGUUGAGAAAUGGUCAUGGUUGUCGAAAAAAUAUCAUAUUUCCCUCCCGGUAAGCAUACCGCGGCUGAGCAACAAAGUCCUGGUUAUGUCUUCGCAGUCCGCUAUUGGGCUUAUAAAUCGUGUCGUGUUACAUCUUCACAAUCACGCUGCGAGAAUACUGAAGGUCUUUCUCUCGAGCACACCACCUUGUGCUAAUGAAGUCAAUGGACUUGUGCAGACUGCACCUUCAAGACCACCAGUCUCAGUCAAUACUGACUUUGUUUCUCAGUCUCGCUGGCUCACGUCCCCACAUCGGACCGCGAUGUCACCCAUCUCAAUGUACCCAAAUUGCAAAUGCAAAGGUACUUGUGUCAUGACUGCAGAAGAAGAGAAUCAAGGUCGUGUUGUGUGCCUGUCAGCUUGUAGAGACAGCGAAGAGGCACAUGACGAUAAUAUGACAGGUGCGACUUUCACAAAGUUUUUUAUUUCUUCUCUCAGGAAGAACUCCAGUAUUUCUUACCGGGGCUUACUUGACGACGUCUCAAGUUGCCGACCUUGAGCAAACGAGGUUAGCAGUGAUGUGGAGAAAGACUUUUGGCCGGUUUCCGGUUCGAAGGAAACAAUUCGAGGUCACAUCAGAAAGUUCAAUCGACCGGAAAGGCUUAACUCAAGAACCUCGA